Molecule: messenger RNA, 378 nt
Organism: Trichomonas vaginalis G3
Lineage: Eukaryota; Parabasalia; Trichomonadida; Trichomonadidae
Product: endoribonuclease L-PSP family protein
Exons: 1
Coding region: 1-378 (125 amino acids)
Cellular component (GO): cytosol
Molecular function (GO): deaminase activity
Source: RefSeq, a predicted model, not a curated record
AUGUCUGUUGUUGUUAGUACUCCAGAUGCUCCAGCUGCUAUUGGACCAUAUUGCCAAGCACGUAUCUGUGGUAAUUUCCUUUAUACAUCAGGAAUUAUCGGAAAUGAUCCACAUGGAGGUCCAAAUCCAGAAGACAUUGAAGGUCAAGCUACAUUAAUCAUGAAAUCUGUUGAUGCUGAACUUAAGGCCGCAGGUUAUACAAAGACUGAUGUUGUCAAGAUUACUGUUUUCCUCGCAAGUAUGGAUGAUUUCCAGAAAUUUAAUAAGAUUUAUGUCGACUAUUUUGGCGAGCACAAGCCAUGUUGUACAUGCAUAGAAGCAGGAAGACUUCCAGCUAACAAAUUGGUUGAAAUUGAUGUUAUUGCUUAUAAGCCAUAA